This is a messenger RNA of Zophobas morio, 1990 nucleotides long. RefSeq lists its product as uncharacterized. Lineage: Eukaryota; Metazoa; Arthropoda; Insecta; Coleoptera; Tenebrionidae. The record is from RefSeq and is a predicted model, not a curated record. The transcript is spliced from 3 exons. The coding region runs from base 276 to 1661 and encodes 461 amino acids.
GCGCAAUCCUUUAGUCACAUCCCAGCAGAGCGCGGUAUACCGCGAACGACAUCGAUAGUCGAUAGUAAUAAAUGCUCACGUUGUGAUUUUAUUCACAUCGUCUUAUCAAAGUGACGUGGUAUAACAUGAUUGUGUUCAGUAGGUGUUUUCGUAGUUUAGAAGUGUGACAUAAAUCGGUGUUUUGUGCCCCUUUUGUUAACAAACCGUCCCUACCUAGGCUACCAAAGUGGCCUGUGAAAAUUUCCGCAAACUGAAAAUGUAGCUUACAAGGAAAAAUGAAGAAAUCGGAAACGGAAGCAAUUGUGUCGUUAAUAUUUCUUUUAUCAUCUGCUCUGACUUCUGCGGUUUUAACAGGAUAUGAGAAUCGGGAUAUUACGGACGACAACCAGUUCGGAUGCUCUUGGCAAGGAGGGACCAGUCCGGCGCUGAUUUGUAGUUGCAGAGUGGACGCAGAGGAAAUGACAAUAACCAAAAAGUCCAUAUCCUUGUACGACACUGCAGCAAUCGAAAUCAGCGCUUGCAAGAAAGUCCGCUUCACUUCUGAAUCCGUGGCUGACAUGCGCACCCUCAGAAACAUCAAUUUAAAAAAUAUUGAAUCCUUAUACUUCGAAGAACACAGCUUAACCUGGUAUGGAUAUCGUGCUUCAAACUUAUACGACGAGCCGUUCGACUUAAGCAUCCCCUCGCUGAAAAUCACCAUCGAGAAUUCCAACAUCACUCAAAUUUCCGGUUACACGUUCGAGGGACGCAUCAACAGCAUUUACUUCGAUGGGGUGAUUAUCGAAAACGCUGAUCCCUUCGCAUUUAACGCCCUUGAGCAAACCCAAGACAUUACAUGGAGAAACGUGGAAGUAAAGAACGCCCGAGAACAAACCUUCAAGAAGUUUUACACCGAGAACUUGGAGCUGAACAAUGUCCGGACGAAUAUUGUUCCGAGCAGAUACAUACACAACAUAACAGUUUAUAAAACUUUUAAAAUAACAAACUGUGUGUUCGAUACGGUACGUCCGGGUGCUUUUAUCGUUAACAAUCCUAGAACUUUCGAAGUGACAGACACUAAAAUUAACCACUUGGAUGGUGAAGCGUUUAAAGUCAAAACGAAGGGUGACGUCGUUUUUCGGAAUAAUGUAUUUGACGUUAUUAAUGAUGGAGCUUUUCGUGCUAUACUUCUUCACGAGGAUGUACCUCUACGCAAGGCAACUAUCGCCUUCGAUUCAAAUGUGUUUGCAAAAUUAACACGUGAUUCUUUGGGGAUUAAUGCAGAGUUUCGACCGAAAUUUUCAAACUUGUACAUAAAUGAAACCUGUGAUUGUAAAAGUAUUGACCAUAAUAUUAAGGAAGCGGAAUUUUAUUCGGAAAUUAAGUGUAGGUUGGACGGCGAGUUUGUAACGGUUGAAGAAUACAAGUCUAACAUGUGUUCAAUAAUGCAGAGCUAUUCAAAUGUCAUUAUUAUUGUAGUUGUGGUUCUUACGCUAUGCUUUAUAAUUGGAGUAGUGUUAGCAGUGUAUUACAGGCGAGUAUAUCUUAGUAAGAAGUACGGUAGUGAAAAAAACUCGAAGAAAGGCAACAUGAGCCUGAUAGUGCCUGACGGAAGGACAUAUCGAGAGACAGAACUUCAUGUGAUUGUAGAACGUGCUGAUCUCCUAACCACGGAUUUGUAACUUUAUUUUGAGAAAAUCUGUACCGAUAGUUGACAGUAUUCUAACGACUGAUAAGUUAGAUGUUAAUUUAAUUUAAGUAACUUAUUGUACGAAAUUGUGAUUCAAGUAUUAUUUUGUGUAACUAUAGGACGCUUUGUUUCAAACCUUUUGAGCACAACUUGAGGCGUUUUAAGUUUGGAACAAAGACAAGUAUUUCAACAGAUCGUUAGUCACAUUUAUAAAAAUCUGUCAUAAGAUGAACUUUUUGAUGAGUAAUCUAUAUAAACAAUGUACAACCAUAAAAUUGUACAAACAGUGACGCAGUUACCAGUAAUAAAUGUUUUUGUUUA